CGGGCACUACAACUCCCACGGAGCAGCGGGCCGCCCUCCCGCACCGGCCGCUUCGCGGCCGCUCGCGGAGGGUCCGCCUGCCGCCGCGAGGGAAGGCCGCAAAGAUGGCAGACGCGGCCGUGGGCAGAGACAAGGGCGCCGAGCAGCGGCUCGUGUCGCUGCCCCUGUCCCGCAUCCGGGUCAUCAUGAAGAGCUCCCCGGAGGUGUCCAGCAUCAACCAGGAAGCCCUGGUGCUCACGGCCAAGGCCACGGAACUCUUUGUUCAGUAUCUAGCCGCCUAUUCCUACAGACACGGCAGUGGAAAAGAGAAGAGAGCGCUGGCUUACAGCGAUUUAUCAAGUACUGCGGAAGAAUCAGAGACGUUCCAGUUUCUCGCAGAUAUAUUGCCAAAGAAGAUUUUAGCUAGUAAAUAUCUGAAAACGCUUAAAGAGAAGAGGGAAGAAGAUGAGAAUGACAACGGUGAAAGUGAUGGUGACGAAGCAGAAUCCUGAACAUUAAGGAAGUGCUUUAAAAACCGGCCUGUCUCUAAACUUUUCAGAGCCUUCAAGUGCAUUGUAUUCUUCCCUGGCUGAGAUAGAGCAUCUGAUGCACCUACCCCUUGAACAGCCAAGAGGAAGGUCACCGCCGCAGGAGCCCCAUCUGACAGGCGCACGCUGCAGUCACAGGGUAGCAGGAAAGGGCUCCCUGGAUAGCUGGACAUUAUGACCUGCUGCAGCUAUAAGCUACAGAGGCAAAGACAAUUUUAACUUAAUUUAGAAAUAAAUUUUGAAGGCCUCUAAAUACCAGUUGUGUAUAUCACGUAUGUGUAUUUUGAAAUUAUUGUAAACAGCUUCAGUUUUAGUUAAAAGUAUAAUUUAUGGGUAGUGUGUUACAUUUGAAUUUUUGUAGUUGAAGGAAAUUUGACUAUUUGUCCAAAACUUAUUUUUUAACUAUAGAGAAAUAAAAUUUUUUAAAAUUAAAAUCUGUACAUAUUUUUACAGUAAUGCACUUUGGAACUAGUUUUAGAACCCUUUUUUAUUCUUAACACCUUAUUACCUGAGACCGUGAAAUUUAAAAUUGAGCUUUUCUGAUGCUUAUUCUGAGAAAAAUGUCAAGUCAAAUUGUUAAAUCAACUAUAAGAAUAUAACUUACACAUAAGCAUAUUUUUCUUAAUUUCAUAUAUUGAAAAUCUCUCGUUUUACUAUUGUUUCUUUACAUGCAUAGUAAUUGCUUUUAUUGUCCAUAAGAGAAAAACAUAAGCCCAGUUUUUUUUCCAUAUAGGCUAAAUUUUUGGCUUUUAAAAUCAUCCUUUAAUGUCCAAGCUGUAGCAUGUAUAAGCAGUUAACAUACAGAAGUUCCAUCACCCCAAGGAUUCCCCUGUGCCCUGCUAGGAGUUAGUCCCUUAGAGUACUAGGCAACCACUCAUGUUCUCUAUCCCUCUUGUUUUUUAAAUUUUAAAAUAAAAUAUUUAAGAAUCU
Messenger RNA from Manis pentadactyla (Chinese pangolin), 1457 nucleotides. It is a transcript of the gene CHRAC1, whose product is annotated as chromatin accessibility complex subunit 1. Gene Ontology annotation, molecular function: protein heterodimerization activity. NCBI's taxonomy places the organism in Eukaryota, Metazoa, Chordata, Mammalia, Pholidota, Manidae. The coding region runs from base 105 to 491 and encodes 128 amino acids. The record is from RefSeq and is a predicted model, not a curated record. Gene Ontology annotation, cellular component: nucleus; CHRAC. The transcript has 4 exons.